Messenger RNA from Stegostoma tigrinum, 5449 nucleotides. RefSeq names its product fucose mutarotase (gene fuom). The record is from RefSeq and is a predicted model, not a curated record. Gene Ontology annotation, molecular function: racemase and epimerase activity, acting on carbohydrates and derivatives; fucose binding. The coding region runs from base 41 to 508 and encodes 155 amino acids. NCBI's taxonomy places the organism in Eukaryota, Metazoa, Chordata, Chondrichthyes, Orectolobiformes, Stegostomatidae. The transcript is spliced from 6 exons. Gene Ontology annotation, biological process: fucose metabolic process.
ACCUGGGGCUGCUCCGAAAGGAGAAGGAAUCGCAGGCAAAAUGGUGAUACUGAAAGGGAUCCCCAGCAUUAUAUCCCCGGAUUUGCUGUAUGCUUUGGCUAGGAUGGGGCACGGGGAUGAAAUCGUGCUCGCUGAUGCCAACUUCCCAACUUCCUCAUUGUGUCGCUUUGGCCCAACUGAGAUAAGAAUCGAUGGUCUUGGAAUUCCAGAGCUACUCCAGGCCAUUCUAAAACUCUUUCCAUUGGAUACUUACGUCAGCUGCCCAGCAGCAGUGAUGGACCUGGUGAAUGAGGAUAAGGCAAAGGGCUUGCAGACUCCAAUCUGGGAGAAGUAUCAGGAGUUAUUGUCAAACACUGGUUGUGCAAAGCCCCUCGAAAAGAUUGAACGAUUUGCAUUUUACGAACGCACAAAGGCAUCUUUUGCUGUGGUUGCUACAGGGGAAACUGCACUGUAUGGAAAUCUCAUCCUGACCAAAGGUGUGAUUCCUGCCGGAGAAAAGGGCGAGUGAAAAUAGAGGAUAUUCGUGGAAUAAAUUGCAUUGACAAAUACAAAUGCAGAAAUUCCUGAUUCUAGUGAUACGAUGAUUGAUUUCUCUCAAUGUCUUUGUUUCUUAAUGAUAUAACUCUGAAUUAGGAAAUUUAUCCCGUGCCCUGUAGUUCAGAAUGAGUAGAAUUCACAUAUUCUAAUGGCAGCACUUUGACAAUCCCACUAUGAAUAUUAAGGGUAAAGGACUAAGCAUUGUGACGAUAUUAGAGCAGAUUGCUAAUAUCAUCUUUGAACAUUGUGAGUUUCUUUGUAUAAUGAAUUAUGUGAUGGUACAUUUCUUCAUGAAUCAUUCUGGUUUUUGCUCUAAUGCUUUUAAUAUUGAGAGGUUUAUGUAGCAUCACUUUCAGUGUUACAAUGAAUUACCAGGGAUACAUUUCAUUUGUUUUGCAUUUUCCUACUUCUGUAAACAUUGAUUCAAGGUCAAAUUCAUACUAAGAGCCAUUGCCUUCGAAAAUAUUCAGUGAACUGUUUUUGUUUAAAAACACGUGGGAUUUUUCUCUUCCCUCCAAGUGUUUGUAAUGACUUUUCAUUAAGACCAUCUUUAUAUAAGUUUAGAUGAAAUGCAGAUCCCACAAGCUGUGGAGCACAAUUGAAGCUGGACUUGAACUGGAGUUGCAGAAUCCUGUGCAUCAAGUUAUUUAGCUGUCCCUUCUGAAGUUAAGGCAAAUCCCCCACUCACUGUCAACACUGUGCAAAGUGCCAGCAGCUAAGUAGGGCUGUUGUUCAUACUGUAAGGUUUUAAAAGUUAUUAUGAAGUUGAUGAUGCUCCACUCCAGUUAAUGGAUUGCUUGGCGAUGACAACAGAUUACUGGGGGUGAUAAAGAGAUCCAAACAGAAAUGAAAAAGAUAUGUCUGGUCUUCAGAUUGUGCAAUUAUUGUGGAAUAGCUAAUUGAGACCAGGGACAAAAAGAGUCAGACUGUAAACUGCAGCUUUCUACCCCCAUAGUUCCUCAUCUUUGUAGGAUAAUGUUGCCUUAUUGUGGGUGUUGGCUACUCACUGAAUCUGGUCUUAAUAUUUUGAUUUUAGAAAGGGAUUCUAUUUCCAAAUGAUUUCACUCUGCAUUUCCUUUGCAGAUAUUGCAGCAGGGCUUGCAAUGGGAAGUAGAAUAUUUCAGAAAGAGUAGUGUGCAGGUCAAGCACAAAUCCUCAGGUCACUCAAUUCAGCAACAAAUUAUUCAUAAAGAUUUCAUCACUCAGAAGCUACAAGACACUGAGCCCAGUUGUGUUUAAUGUGGGGAUGGAGAGAAAUCCACAGCAGGUUCAGUUAUCAGCUUAAACAAAAAAAAGUGUGCACGUGGAUUCACAAUGCCAGCUUCUCCAGAAAAUUUUGUACGAGAAGCAAUAAAAAUGCACAUUGCCCGUGGCUUGUAGACAUACGCGGAAAUGUUAUGUGAGAUUCUGGGCAUGAUAAAUAAUUCCUAACAGUGUGUGGGCUUUGCUGUUGGAGUGCAUCGACUAGCAGCCAUGAAAAGUUGGCCACUUUUCUUGCAGAACUCCAAUGGGAUAGAUUGUUACUCACUACAAUGCUGCAUUACGGAGUGCCAUUUAAGAAGGACUCAAAUUGAAGAUCUAAUUCAAAUACUUCCCACACACCCCGCAGGCAAAAGCAAUAUUUAAAUUAGGCAGAAAUCAAGUAAUCAAAUCUUGGCAGUGUGAUCGAGUUUGAGAUCCAGUUGGGAAAAGAUUAAUAUUCAAAGGGAAAGAGCCUACAUUUUUUUGUAUGAGUGUGCAUAAAACAAAAUGCUUCAGAAAGAAGCCAGCUGGAAAUGUUCCCCAAGAAUUUAUUUCGCCUUGUGUUCCAUGAUUCAAGGAUUGCUGUUACCACAGGCCAUAGGAGCAGAAGAUGGCCAUUCAGCCCAUCAAGUCUGCGAUUCAGUAAUGAUUUUUUAGCCCUUGGUAGGAUGUAAACGUCAUUGUUUGGCCAACAUUUAUUAGCUGUACCUAGUUGUUUUUGAAGGUGGUUCUGAGCUGCCUUCUUGAACCACUGCAUAUGCUGCGCAUUGACCCACAAUGCCCUUAUGGGGGGAUUUCCAGAUUUUGACCCAUCGACGGUGAAGAAACGGCAGUAUAUUUCCAAGUCAGGAUGGCGAGUGGGUUGGAGGGGAGCUUGCAGGUUGUGGUGUCCCCAUAUAUUGGCUCCCUUCUCCUUUAGAUGGAAGUGGUCAUGUGUUUGGAAUGUGUUGUCUGAAGAUUUUGGUAACUUUCUGCAGUGUAUCUUGUAGAUAGUACACACUGCUGCUACUGAGUGUUGUGGUGGAGGGAGUGAAUGUUUUUAGAUGUGCUGCUAAUCAACAUGGGCUGUUUUGCCCUGGGUGGUGUCAGGCUUCUUGAGUGUUGUUGAGUUUCUCAUCAGUGGUAACCCCGAAGAUGUUGAUGGUGAGGGAUCCAGAAAUUGUAACACCUUUAAAUGUCACGAAGUGGAGCUUAGAUUGUCCCUUCUUGGAGACGGAUUCCAUGGUAUUUGUGCAACAUGAAAGUUACUUGCCAUUUGUCAGCCCGAGCCGGGAUGUUGUCCAGAUCUUGUUACAUUUGAACAUGGACUGUGUCAGUAUCUGAGAAGUCACAAAUGGUGCUGAACAUCCCCACUGUUAACCUUAUGAUGGAGGGAAGGUCAUUGAUGAAGCAGCUGAAGAUGGUUUGGCCUAGAGCAUGGCCCUGAUGAACUCCUACAGAGCUGCCCUGGAGCUGAAAUGAUUAACCACCAACAACCACAACCAUCUUUCUAUAUACCCCCUAAUUCUCACUGAUUCCAAAAACAGAAGUUGCUGGAAAAGCUCAGCGGGUCUGGCAACAUCUAUGAAGAGAAAUCAGAGUUGACGUUUCAGGUCUGGUGACCCUUACUCAGAACUGAUAGUAGUGAGGAAAAUAUCGGUUGAUAUGCAGAAGAUAGGAUGGGAGGAAGGAGUCAAGAGUAAGCAAAAGGUGGAGAUAGAGCCCAAAGAGAGAGAACAGUUGGACAGACAAAGGAAUAGAUAACAAUCUGGCCAGGAGGCAAAUAGCUGUUAAUUGAGACUGUUAGUGGCUAACAAUAGGUAGUGUGUAAUGGCGGACCAUGUGAUGACAAGGCCUGCUGUGUGGGGUAGGGGGCUAGGAUAUCGGAGAAUUCAGGACCUAAAAUUAUUGAACUCGAUAUUGAAUCUGAAGAGCUGCAGGGUCCCCAAGUGGAAGAUGAGGUGUCAUUCUUCCAGUUUGUGCUGAGCUUCGCUGGAACCAUGCAGCAAGCAAAAUCAAUGAACUUUUCCAAUUCCAGUUGAGAGGGGGAAGCAGUAUCAAUUAUAUUAUUGAUAUAUCGGAGAAAGUGUUGUAGGUAGGGGCCAGAAUAGGACUGGAUCAAGGAAUGUUCCACAUACCCCAUGACGAGACAGGCAGAAGUGACUCCAUUAAUGUUCGGGCUCCUCGAGAUCACACUUGAUUGAAUGUGGCCUUGAUGUCAAGGGCUGCCACUCACCUCACCUCAUGGCUGAUCUAAUUAUCCUCAACUUCACUUUCCUAUCUUCACCCCAUAGUCCUUGUUUCCCUUACUGAUUAAAAAUCUGCCUCUGUGCCUUAAAUAUACUUAAUGACUCCCAGCUAUACAGCCCUGUGAAAUAAAGAAUUCCAUGGAUUCACUCCUCUCUAAAUAUGGAACAGCAACACCAAGAUUGCUCCAUAUACCCUUCUCAUGACAAGAUAGCACCUAAACUCUAUUUAAACAUAAUCUGAGAGAGUAACACAUACCACAUCAUUUAUGGACAUUAAACUGUUGUGCUAAAAAUCACAUGCCUUCAUGAAACUGGAGAAACCAGGGGUAUAGGUUUAAGGUGAGAAGGGGAAGAUUUUAAAAAGAUUCAAGAGGCAACUUUUUCAUGCAAAGGGUGGUGCAUGUAUGGAAUGAGCGCAAGAGGAUCUGGCGGAGGCUGGUACAAUGGCAACAUUUAAAAGGCAUCUGGAUGGGUAGAUGAAUAGCAUGAGUUUAGAGGGAUGUGGGCCAAAUGUUGGAAAAUGGGACUAGGUUAGAUUGGGAUGUCUGGCACAGAUAAAUUACACUGAAGGGCCUGUUUCCAUGCAGUGUAACUUUUAGGGAAAUGAAAACAAGCAAGACAGCAUUGAGUAUCUUAGAAAUUGCACUUUAUUGUGCUUUAAACCAAUACCUUUACCUACUCAAUGAGAUGUCAGUUGGACUGUCUCUGGCUGUUGCUGUCUGCACAUAUUGCUUCUUAUCUUUAUCUUUAACUCAUUAUGAGCUGUAUUCUUUAUUUAUAUCCAUAGGUAGUGGGUUUUUAAGUACAGCACUGUAGUGCAGAGUCUGAGACUCCUCUCUUUACAUGCUUAAUCUGGACUGGUGUCUUCUCUUUACUGCUGUCAGAGUUGCCUAGUCAUUUAUAUCAUCAUGAUUUACGUGGAUCUCAUUGUAUCACAGAAUUCCGAUACCCUUUAUAUAGCAGUGGACAUUCAAGCUCAAGGUUUAAAACAAUAAUCAUUAGCCAACAUGUUCUAGAAAUCUGGCUUUCAAAUUUUUUUGCAUAUGUGCAGUUGUAAGCUGAUAUGUUUUGGAAGGUCAAAUGCAAGAGAAAAGUGUACAGUAAAUGGCAGAACCCUUCAGGAGCAUUGAUAUGCUGCUAGAUGUUGGGGUGCAUGUCCAUAGCUCCCUGAAAAUGGCAACACAAGUGGAUAAGGUGGUAAUGAAGGCAUUGACUGUAAAAGUUGGCAAGUCACAUUGCAGCUGUGUAAAACUUUAGGCGGCAUUUGGAGUAUUGUGUGCAGUUCUGGUCACUAUAAGAAGGAUGUGGAGGCUUUGGAGAGGGUGAAAAAGAGGUUUACCGGGAUGUUAGAGAUAAUGGGAACUGCAGAUGCUGGAGAAUCCAAGAUAACAAAGUGUGAAGCUGGGUUUCCAAGCGGAAUAUAAGUUGCUGUUCCUGCAACC